Messenger RNA from Setaria italica (foxtail millet), 955 nucleotides. RefSeq names its product vesicle transport protein SFT2B. Lineage: Eukaryota; Viridiplantae; Streptophyta; Magnoliopsida; Poales; Poaceae. Gene Ontology annotation, biological process: vesicle-mediated transport. The record is from RefSeq and is a predicted model, not a curated record. Gene Ontology annotation, cellular component: membrane. The transcript is spliced from 6 exons. Bases 186 to 710 code for a protein of 174 amino acids.
AGUGGGGUAGUUGCUCCUACUGCGAGAAGAGAUUUAUCUUUGUUCGGAAAUCCUCCGACUUCUCGACUGGGCGCGGCGUCGAUCCUCCGCCUGCUCCUUGCCGGCGACGUGCGAGGUCCUCCCUUCACUCGCAGCAGGGGGAGGGAACACGAAGAGGGGAGCUGAGCGGAGAAGAGCCGGAGGCCAUGGACACGAUGCGCGGCGCGCUGGAGCGGGCCAAGAUGCUGGUGGGCAUGGAGGUCGACGAGGAGUCCGCGCUGCCGCCCCCCGAGGAGCAGUCCUUCUUCGACGACAUCAACCGCCAGUGCACCCUCAACACCACCCAGAGGCUCUAUGGUUUCGCGAUUUGCUUGGCUGCCGGCCUGACAUGCACCUUCUUGUCAAUGCUUGUUUUCUUCAAUCCGGUGAAAUUUGGGGUAACAUUCACCCUUGGCAACUUGAUGGCCCUUGGAAGUACAGCAUUUCUUAUAGGCCCCAAAAGGCAGUUUGAUAUGAUGCUUGAUUCAGUGCGAAUAUAUGCCACUGCUCUAUACAUUGCAAGCAUCAUAAUUGCUCUAUUCUGUGCUCUCUUGGUUCACAGCAAGCUGUUGACUCUGCUGGCCAUCAUUUUGGAAUUUGGUGCCCUUGUUUGGUACAGCCUUAGCUACAUACCUUUCGCAAGGUCGAUCGUGUCCAAAGUGAUGACAUCCUGCUUCGACACCGAUUUCUAGAGCAAACAUUGUUGUCUGCCGGAUUUAGAAAGAUACUAUCUGUAAUCUAGCGUGUACUUCUGACAGAUGAGGAGGGAGUCACCUCACCACCUCCAACAGGGCAACAGGCUAUCUUGUAAUCAUUAAUCAAUGUGAAUCUAGUUGUGUGCAUUUCUUCAUGCUAGACUAGAAGAUUGUGCUAUUGUCUGUUCUCCCCCUUCCAUGCAUUUACACGUGCAAUCCGCGCCUCAGUUUGUUUGGGCCUC